AUGUGUGCCUUCGCCAAGGGACAUCUUGAGUAUAUGGGCGUGCAAGAUUCCAAGCAUUCUUCAAACUACAGGGUUCUUGCUGCUGAGGGUGUCUUUCAACUUGUGCAGCAGAACUGCCGGCAGGAAGAGGUUUUGGCGGCAACCAUGCUGCUCGUGUACUACGAAUCUCUCACCCUGACAGGAGCAACCAACAUGGUUCUUGAGCACCUCAGAAGUGCCUUCCUCGUCCUGAGUUCGAUUCCACUGUCCAAGAAAACCCGCAGUAUCUUGUUCCUUGAAAAGGCUUUCCAAUUCUACGACGUCAUCACUGCCCUUUCUUUAGGACGUAGUCCAGUCUCUACUGUGCCCGCAACUGAGCAUGUUUACUCCAUGGCAUCACCUUCGUCCAAGUCGGCCCAAAAUGGCCCUGUUGAUCCACUUCUCGGUAUGACUGGCAAUCUGUGGCCAGUUCUUUACCGUCUCAGCACUCUCAAAUCCUUGAAAGGGGACUUGGAUGGCGCGGUCUCCAACAAUCAACCAGCCAAAGCCGCCGUUCUUCUGAUGGAGUACGAAUCCACAGUCAAGGCAGUACAAAAGGCUCUCCAAGACUGGGCGCCUCCGGUGCAGUCAGACGAGGACUUUGAGUCCUUCUGCGAUUCGGAUGCCCAGGGUGCAUUCCGCGCCAUGGUUCACAACUCAAUGGCAUAUCGUCACGGUGCUUUGGUAUACCUGAACCGGUCGAUCCACGACCAUCCCGUCGACCAUCCUGCGGUUCAGGAAAACUGUCAUCUUACUCUGGAGAACUGCGUUGCGGUCAUCGCCUCUGGUGGGCCGGUCAAUGCGCUCCUCUGGCCUUUAUUCGUGGCAGCAUGCGAAGCUAUCACGGAUCAGGACCGGGGUCUCGCAAGGUACGCUUUUAUUGAAAUUGAACGAAGGCAAGGCAUGAUCAACAUCGAAAGAGCUCGUGCAGUUGUCCUUCAUCAGUGGGCUGCUGCGAUGUCGGGAGAACUUAACGGCGGCUGCAAUACGGGCGCUGAAGCGUGGAGGGAGGUUGCGGGGAGUAUGGGAAUGACAAUUAUUUUCGGUUAG
Colletotrichum scovillei is the source of this 1068-nucleotide messenger RNA. RefSeq lists its product as uncharacterized. Bases 1 to 1068 code for a protein of 355 amino acids. Gene Ontology annotation, biological process: positive regulation of transcription by RNA polymerase II. The transcript is spliced from 3 exons. Gene Ontology annotation, molecular function: transcription cis-regulatory region binding; DNA-binding transcription factor activity. NCBI's taxonomy places the organism in Eukaryota, Fungi, Ascomycota, Sordariomycetes, Glomerellales, Glomerellaceae. Gene Ontology annotation, cellular component: nucleus. The record is from RefSeq and is a predicted model, not a curated record.